CAAGUUGACAACAAGUUAACCAAAAAAAAAAAAAAAGAGAGAGAAAAAGAAAACUCAAAGCUCAAAGCUAUUGCUGAUGAUGAAUGAAUUCUGCUACACAUGCUAAUUCCUGUGACUUCUGCUCAACUGUUUUCUCUCUUUUUUCGUUUCUGUCAGCUGACAAAAAAGGGUUUUCCGCUCUGAUUCAGGAGAGUCCAACUGCUUGAGGAGCAAGUUGAGGUUAGUUAAUGGUUGGUUACAGUUAAUGCUCAAGACUCAAGUUGUUGAUUGUGGAAUUUCCUGAAAGUUUUUGCCCUUUCAUUUUAGUUUAUAGCAAGUCAAGUUUAGCAGCUCUUUCUUGAGUGAAGUUGAACCAGUCAAGCUAAUCGAGUUGUUUCCGUUGUUUUCAAGCAAAUCCCAUUUGCAAUUAGUAGUAUUUGAUCAAAGAUGGAAAGAGGAGGUAGUGUUUUGGUGAAAUUCACUUGAUUCUGAUAUGGAAUUUGAGCAGUAGACUGCUGUGGUACUUAAUGACUUGGAGUCUAAAGUAAUAUCCUGAUAAAAUCGUGAGUUUAUCUUGAUUCUGCAAAGGAGGAAUUCCUGCAGAAUUCUGUUUAUCUUGGACUUGAAUGCAUGUGAACGGUUAGCUGUUCGUAUUAUGUUUCCCUGGUGACAUGGAGAUGGAAAAAACUUGUGAAUUCUGUCUGAUCCUAAGACCAAUUGUGUACUGUAAGGCAGAUGCAGCACAUCUUUGCCUGUCCUGUGAUGCCAAGGUUCAUUCAGCUAAUGCUCUUUCCAACCGGCAUACACGCGCCAUUGUUUGUGAGUCGUGCAGAUACCGCCCCUCUUAUGUUCAGUGUUCAGAUCAUCAGAUGUUUAUGUGCCGCCCUUGUGACCGCAACCAACAUGAUCUCUCUUCCCAACACCAGAGAAAAGUGAUGAGUUGUUAUACAGGAUGCCCUUCUGCUAAAGAUUUUGCGGCACUCUGGGGUCUUGACUUGAAUGAAUUGGAUAAUGAUAGUAAAUCUGAAUAUCAAUCUCUUCCCACGUCAAGUGCAGCAGUAAGUACAGGGGUGCUCACUUUCAACAAUUCAAGACAGUCUUGCUCAGUGGCAGGCAUUUCAUCAGUAUUUGAUGUGGCUUCCACCACCAGUAAGUUACCCAAAGUCCGAUCAAGAGGCAAAGGCACUAAGGCUGCUGUCCACAGGAAGAAUAUUUUCCAUGUACUGGAACAGAUUAAUGACUUAAAAAGGCUUCAACUGACUCAGGGAGAUGGAAAAUUUUCUUUUAUGAGAAGCCAAGGGGAAAUUGAUAUGUCUUCAUUUAAGUUCCACGCAAAAAGGAAGAUGCAUGAAAAUCUUGAUCAACAUUUGCAGCAUGCUCUUGAUCUUGGUUCUGAUCUUCACGGCAGUCAUCACGAGAAUCCAACUACUGAACCUUUUCAACUUGCUUUCUCACAGAUGGACGGGGACUCCUUCUGGCAGUGUAAAAGUCCAGUACAGAGUGGCCAGCUUUGGACUCAAAAUAUGCAAGACCUAGGAGUUUGUGAUGAGCUAGGAUGUUCUGAUGAUUUUACCAUGCCUGAUGUGGAUUCAACAUUCAAAAACAUCGAAGAGCUCUUUGGAGGCGAGCAAGAGCUAGCUAGAGCUCUGCUUGAUGACAAUUAUACGACAUGCUCCUCUGUAGAGAAGGAUAUGUCUAUUAAUAAAUCAGACAAUGGUUAUGAACGAUCAGUUGAGGAUGUCUCAGCAUCUUCUUCAGUUUGCAUCUCUUAUUCAGCUAAUGUUGACAAUGAUGUUGGCUCUUCUGACUUCACUACAACCAAGGAACAUCCUUCAAUUAAACCGUCUUAUUCAGCAUUGUCCCUUUCUCUUUCAAAGCUCAGUGCUGAAUGUGUGGACAGUGAACCGUGUUCCAGUUUUAAGAGACAACAACUUUCCAGCAACUUGUCUGAUUUGGAGAAUGCACAAUUAGAAUGUAAAGAAAAUAACAUGACAAGAUAUAAAGAAAAGAAGAAGGCGCGAAGUGUGGACAAGCAAUCUCGGUAUUCACCUCGAAAAGCUAAAUCUGAUGUUAAAAAACUGGUGAGGGAUCAAUUUGUGAAGAUACGUGGAUGUGAAUCUGAUUCUGUGAAUUUUAGUCGGAGCUUCUGAAGAACUAAAUUUUUGCGUGUCCAUUUUCAAGAUGCCCUGACGUUUUACUCUUUGGAAUUCUCAGAGCAACACAAGAAUGUUUGACAUAUUGUUUGAAUUUGCUUGCCUGCAUCCCCGAUAUUUCCGCAAUCUUAAACUUGUAAAGCCUGUAGUUAUGUCCUCACAGAACAUGAUAUAUAUCUAAUAUUUCAGCUUUCCUGUACCCAAUUGUUAUUGCAGUUUACUCCUGCUGCAAAUUAUUUCCUGAAUGAUGUUUGACUUGAUUCCUUGUGUAGAUCAAGAACUAUUAGCCCAUUUGUUAAAGAAAGCAAAUUGUGACAGUACUA
Molecule: messenger RNA, 2455 nt
Organism: Coffea arabica (coffee)
Lineage: Eukaryota; Viridiplantae; Streptophyta; Magnoliopsida; Gentianales; Rubiaceae
Product: putative zinc finger protein At1g68190
Molecular function (GO): protein binding; zinc ion binding
Source: RefSeq, a predicted model, not a curated record